This is a messenger RNA of Rhizophagus irregularis DAOM 181602=DAOM 197198, 1743 nucleotides long. The record is from RefSeq and is a predicted model, not a curated record. Lineage: Eukaryota; Fungi; Glomeromycota; Glomeromycetes; Glomerales; Glomeraceae.
GCAUUGUAAAAGUAAUGUUACGCAAUAUAUUUAUGCCGCAUCUAACUGUCUUACCACGUGAUAGAUUAGAAAGUCCACAAUGACACUUUUUUCCACCUAACCUAUUUUAGGAUUCCUCAGAAUGACAAGGUGAACAAUAAUUAGAUAUAAAAAAUUUAAUAUUGGGCCUCUUUUACCAAACGGGUUUAGUACUUAUAGACACUCCGUUAAAAACUUUUGUAACUUUUGAUUCGUGACUGACAGCUCUUUGCGUUAGUUACAGUUCACCAUCGUUAUACUCGUUAUUCGGUAUAUCUGAAAGUCCUUUCGUACUCUCCGUCCGAUUUUUUUUUAAAAAAAAAGGGCUCGAAAAUAAAUGAAAAGAGUUAAAUCUCAUUUUCAUUCUUUACUAGAUUUUUCAAAGUACCCUUUUCUUUUGCUUUUAUUUCAAGUAUCCUCGUUGCUACUCAUCUCUUAAAUCAAAAUUUCAUGAAAUAUAAUUUAAUUUCGACUAAGGACUUAAUCUCGUCAGAAUCUCCGAAUGUUCUUUAUGAAAAUAAUGCAAGAAUAGUAUUCCCAUCGCCAAUUUCAACAGAUUCUUUAUCAUCAUCACCAAAUUUGCGGUGUUCAAAUUCAUCUUUGAAGUUGCAAUCCAAUUUUAUCUCAAAGGAUUACUGGUUCUCAUUUCCAACUUCAAUGCAUACUUCAUAUUUAAAUUUUACAUACUCAUCUAUUUGGAGCUCUUUGAAAUUACCAGCUGCUUCUCAUAAUUCGAUUUUAUCUCAAAACUUACCUGCUUCUUCACCAGUAUGGUGGUCUUUUCCGUAUUUCAAAUAUAUGAUCGCAAAAGAUAAUCGAAGGGUGAACUUUGGUCCUAUUACUCAAAUCUUAUUUGAUGGUUCAUUGUCUUUUCCAAAUCCAGAGCAAUAUUAUUGCUCUUUGUUCCUUCAUCCAGAAUUAUUGGAACGACAAAGACAAGAGGAAGCUAACGCAGAAGCAGCAGCAGCAAUAAUAGAUAAUGAUAAGCCCGAUAUAGAUAUACAUGCAAAAUGGGCCGAUUUUGCAACUGAAAUUAUCUGGCAAAUGUUGCCAAAAUUACCACGAAGAGAAAAAUCGUCAAGUAAUAAUGAAAAUUUCAAAGAAUUUAAAGAGUUUGGCUAUAAGCUUAUAAAAUCUACAGAUUGUUUGGGCCCUGUUAUAGUAAUAAUGCUUAAAUACGUUCAAAGGAUUAUAUUGAGUGGUAAAGAUUUUGAUAUAUACCCUUAUGAACCUGAAUUUGUCCUGCUUGUAGUUGGAUUGAUAUUGUCACAUAAAUGGCUCGAAGAUUCUACAUAUUCCAACAAAUCAUGGGCCGAAAUGUCAGGAAUACCGUUAGAGUUGCUAGGCAAUAUGGAACGGGAUUUCUUGUAUAUUUUAGAUGGCUCGAGUUCUUACUCAAUUAUCAAUAUGUAGAUAAUAAUGUUCAUAUACAAGGAACAAACAACUGCUCUUGGCCCAGAGUGAACUUUCAGUCAGCUGUUGGAGCUGUGAACACUGAAUUGAAUAAAAUCUGUGUAAUGAAAGUUCUCCUUUAAAUUGUCCAUUAACUCCAAAAGAUAAUUCUUUACUCGCACCAACAUCGAAAGAUUUUUUUAAUACUUAUAACAACAUUAUUAAUACGAGGUGGUGAGCGGUGACUUAUAGAUGAGUCGGUGAUUAGGAUAUAUAUACAUGCAUAUAUAUAUUUUUUUAUCGUUAUUCAUAGAACCUUUUUUUAUACGGUUU